This is a messenger RNA of Prunus dulcis (almond), 1125 nucleotides long. Its product is annotated as trans-resveratrol di-O-methyltransferase-like. Gene Ontology annotation, molecular function: protein dimerization activity; S-adenosylmethionine-dependent methyltransferase activity; O-methyltransferase activity. The record is from RefSeq and is a predicted model, not a curated record. The transcript has 3 exons. The coding region runs from base 1 to 1125 and encodes 374 amino acids. Lineage: Eukaryota; Viridiplantae; Streptophyta; Magnoliopsida; Rosales; Rosaceae. Gene Ontology annotation, biological process: methylation.
AUGAGUUUGAAUAAUGAUAAAGUUAGUGCUACUAGCCAUGAGCUUCUUCAAGCUCAAGCUCAUGUGUGGAAUCAUAUCUUCCAGUUCAUAAACUCUAUGUCAUUAAAGUGUGCAGUUCAAUUAGGCAUCCCAGAUGUGAUUCACAACCAUGGCCAACCCAUAUCCCUUUCCAAUCUCAUUUCCGGCCUCAAUGUCCACCCUUCGAAGGCUUAUUUCAUCGCACGCCUCAUGCGAAUCCUCGUCCAUUCCAAUUUCUUUGCACAAGACCAGCAAGAUCUUGAUGAUGAAGCGGAGGAAAAAGCUGUUGUGGUGUAUAGCCUAACACCAGCUUCCAGGCUUCUCCUCAAGGAAGCUCCAUUAAGCACCACACAAUUUUUACUUAUGAUUCUUGAUCCAGUAGUGACAGAUCCAUUUCAUCUAAUGGGCACUUGGUGCCAGAUGAACAAUCAUGGAAAUCAUGAUCAUCCAGCUUCCCCAUUUGAGAUGGCACAUGGAAGGCCUUUUUGGGGUUUGGCUGCUCAGCAACCAAAGUUUGGUAGCUUGUUUAAUGAAGCAAUGGAGGCUGACUCUCAGCUGAUAGCAAGGGCAGUGGUUGAAGAGUGUGAAGGAGUUUUUGAGGGUUUGAAUUCCUUGGUUGAUGUUGGAGGUGGCACAGGAAACAUGGCCAAGGCCAUUGCGAAGGCCUUCCCGAACAUUAAUUGCACUGUCCUUGACCAACCACAUGUUGUCGCAAACUUGCAAGGGACUCACAAUUUGGAUUUUGUUGGAGGAGACAUGUUUGAGAAGAUACCCCCAGCAAAUGCAAUUUUCCUCAAGUGGAUUCUGCAUGAUUGGAGUGAUGAGGAAAGCGUGAAGAUAUUGAAGAAGAGUAGAGAAGCAAUUCUGAGCAAAAAUGAAGGAGGAAAGGUUAUCAUCCUGGAAAUAAAUGUGUCUGCAGAUAAUAAGAAGAUGGAUAAGAAAUCAAUUGAAACUCAGCUCAUGUGGGAUAUGUUGAUGAUGGUCAACCUUAAUGGCAAAGAGCGUAGUGAAGCAGAGUGGGAAAAGCUCUUUUUGACUGCUGGAUUCUCUCUCUAUAAGAUUACACAUACAUUGGGCCUCAGGUCUCUUAUUGAAGUUUACCCCUGA